Cladocopium goreaui is the source of this 930-nucleotide messenger RNA. The record is from the annotation of a GenBank genome assembly. Lineage: Eukaryota; Dinophyceae; Suessiales; Symbiodiniaceae.
AUGCCCAAACGUCGCUGCCGUGUUUUGCAGAAAGAUGUUCUGUCCGUAGCUUCAGAUUGCACUGGUCUGAAUGCAGCUGCUAUGGCCUUGGAAUCGUUGAAUCUUCCAUUUCAGGAGGAAUGGGUGAGUGAUUCCGAUGUGGCAGUCAGGAGCGUGCUUCAACGCAACUUUGCCCCCAAAGCGCUGCUCCGCUCUGUGCAAGAAGAUGUGCCCAAUCACCUCCCUGUUGAUUUUUUUUCAGCAGGCUACCCGUGCCAACCGUACUCUGUGCUGGGCACGGGUGAUGGCUUGGAAAGUGAGGACAUUGGUGGCAAACCAUACUACAAGCUGCAGGCAAGAGUUCUGAACUCGAAGGACCAUGGAGUAGCCCAAUCCCGAAAUCGUUUGUACAUUGUUGGUGUGCAUGAUCCUGUCCGGGACUUCAGAUGGCCGGAACCGCAGGCCCCUGUGUCCCUUGAAUCUGCUUUGGACCCUCAGGAUGGCAGCGGACCAGUAUGGCCUCACAGCAAGACCGAAAUUCGCAACCUCAUCACCUGCUACAAGAAGUUGCAAGACAAGAGGCAACCCAUGAGAUGUGAUGGUAUUGCAGACAUCGGCAUGAGCUCCAAUUGGUGCCAAAGUUCAGCCCCUUUCAGCAUUGGUUAUGCUCCUUGUCUGACGAAGAGUAGGUGCGAAAGCAAUGGAUAUUGGUCAUUCAGCCGGCAGCGAAAAUUGCAUUUGAGUGAAUAUUUUCGAUUGCAAGGGAUUUACCCUGGGAGACUUCAGCGCCCGGGGGAUGUCACAGAGGCAAAGAUGCGUGCCAUGGUGGGGAACUCCUUCACUGUUCCAGUGAUUGCAAAAAUCAUGGACCGUUUGUUUUACAGUGCAGGGCUCACAAGUCAGCCUAUAGCCUUCGAUGCAAGCACUGGUGAUGAUGGUGUCUGGUUGUGA